Aphidius gifuensis is the source of this 3002-nucleotide messenger RNA. RefSeq names its product scavenger receptor class B member 1 (gene dsb). Lineage: Eukaryota; Metazoa; Arthropoda; Insecta; Hymenoptera; Braconidae. Gene Ontology annotation, cellular component: cytoplasm; membrane. Gene Ontology annotation, molecular function: scavenger receptor activity. The coding region runs from base 888 to 2615 and encodes 575 amino acids. The record is from RefSeq and is a predicted model, not a curated record. The transcript has 10 exons.
AUUCGGUAUACGCAUGGUUUCGAAUAGUGUAUCUACGAGCGUCUACCAGAUAGUUCCCUACCACUAUUUGUUCUUUGGCAGAUCGGUAAGCGAAACGAUGUCGGGGCACUGUUAGUGAUUGCUACACAGUGUAUGCUCAAUUUACCAAGGCCCACAGCACUAAUAGCCGAAACAGCACUUUCCAUUCUACCGGGCCCCUAUAUAUUAACUGAUAAAAGAACGCAAACUCUGAUAGUUAAAAUGAACUCAACAGACUACUGGACACAGUAGACUUUCUUUUUUCUCAAUUUAAUGGAGUAUUAUACAAAAAAAAAAAUCAGUGGUGAUGUGCUCAGUGUUCGACUUGAAAGCGUAUAGUGUUAGUGAUUCGAUUUUGUUUUCCCCUAUCUAAUAGCUUAAAAAAGUUACUCAGCAUCUGAAAGCUCGAAAGUACUACAUUAAAUUUGCGAUCGCAAAGAAUGAUCCGAGUUCAUAGAAAGCACCUCGUGGAAUAUCAAGUAAAUUGCGAUCAAAAAAUGAGAAACAUUCUGUGAAAAAAAGAUUUAUGGAGUGUUAAUUGAUGAGUUUACCACAAGGAAAUGCUCAAACAUUUAUAAUAACCAAUGUGAUGAUGUAAGUUUUGGGAUACAUUGUGAAAAUGUUAGGCGGAGUGACGUGAAAAAUCAUUUUUGAAUAUGUUGAACAGUGAGUUUUAUGUCGAAGAAUUACAAUAAUUUUUAAUUGAAAACAAAAACGUUUUGAAUGCAAUAAGGAAAAUGGAAAGAUUUUUAUUGAUGAUAUUUUAGGAAAAAAGUUAAUAAUAGUGAAGAGUUUUCAUAUAAAAUAUUUUUUCAGUCUUUGACGAUUUUUUAUACUUCAACAAUAAAAGUAAACUUCUCUUUAUCAAAAUGCGGUUUGUGACGUCAUUAUUUGGAGUGAGCUUACCAAAAAAUAUGGGCUGGCAAUACAUGAAGAUUGGAAGAAAUGCCAUAUUCGGGAUUCGCCCAAAGAGAAAUCAAGAUCAAAUGUGCGCUGAUAGAGUUCCGAAGCCCCUGAAUCUACUUAUCUCACGGAAAGGAAAAUUCCGCCACAGUCGAAUAGCUGCUAUACUGUUUGGUUUGUUUGCACUGGCAAUCGGCAUUAUUCUCAGUACUAUUCCCUGGCUUGACUACAUGAUUUUAAGACAAUUGAGAUUGUGGAAUGGUUCACUGUCUUUCCAAUACUGGCAAAAGCCUGGCGUCGUCAGACUCACUAAAGUAUAUAUAUUCAAUAUGACGAAUGCGGAAAACUUUUUGAACUUUAAUGAGAAACCGAAGCUGCAAGAAGUUGGUCCAUUUGUUUACAAAGAGGACAUGGAGAAGGUCAAUAUAGUUUUCCAUAGCAAUGGUACAGUAUCUUAUCGGCACAAAAAAAUUCUAAAUUUUGUUCCUGAAAUGUCGAAAGAUGGUGAUACAAGAGUUUUGGUUCCCAACAUCCCACUUUUAACUUUAUCAUCGCAGAGUAAAAGUUUACCUCGAAUUGUCAAUCUUGGUCUUUCAAUGUUCAUUAGUGGGAUUGACCAGAAGCCCUUUGUUCCAGUAACAGCUCAAGAAUUGGUUUUCGGAUAUGAUGAUCCAUUGGUCAGCAUUGCUCAUAGAUUUUUUCCAAAAGCAAGACGGCCUAUGCGACAAAUGGGACUUUUACUUGGGAGAAAUGGAACUUUGGAUGAGGUUUCAACGAUUUUCACGGGCCACUCAGAUAUGAAAGAAUUCGGACUUUUAAAUCGAUUAAAUGGACUCAAUAAACUCCCCUAUUGGUCUGAAAAACCUUGCAAUUCGAUUACGGCAUCAGAGGGUUCUUUCUUUCCUCCUCGAGACAGUACAGGGGAAGACAUCGUUCGUCUUUGGGAUAAAGAUCUUUGCCGAGUUUUACCACUGAAAUACCGAGGGCCUGUCAUUAACGCAGGCAUUAAUGCAGACUUUUAUACGCCCAUAGACGACGUUUUCGAUCCUCCGAGCGCUGAAACUCCCGAUAAUGAAUGCUUUUGUCCUGAAGAUCCAAAAAGCUGCCCACCAAAAGGCUUACAGAAUAUUAGUCCUUGUCAAUACAGCGCACCGGUCUAUUUAUCAUUUCCACACUUUUACAAAGCAAAUCCAAAACUUCUCGAAGGUGUUUCGGGCUUGCAGCCGAAGCAGAAAUUGCAUGAAACUUACUUCAAAAUACAACCGCUUGGUGUGCCUAUGGAGGGAAAAGUACGAGUUCAGUUGAAUCUUAAAGUGCAACACCAGCCGGAUAUAAAAGCAGUAUCAAAUUUUCCCGAUAUCAUUUUCCCUAUAAUGUGGCUAGAAGAAGGUAUCGAUGAACUCACACCAGAAAUAAAAAAAUGGGUUUACCUUGCAACAACCUUUGCAGAUAUCGCUGUUCCAUGCAUCGCUUCAAGUGUCAUUCUUCUUGGUGUUUUGACAUUAGGAACUGUAGUUAUAAAAGCACGAGUUAAUAUUAUUCCGACGCAUGAAGCGAUAGAGCUCGGAAAACGAACGAUUCGAAAAAGUUCAACGUUUAUCAUUAACGGCCAAACUCGGACACUUGUUGUCAAAGACUCGUAUAUAUUGCUGGAUCAUAACAUAGAAGAUGCCAGACCAAUCAUUAAUAAUUGAAAAAAAUGUUCUUACCUCAAAAAAUGUAAUUCUCAACUUUGAGAAGGUCAAAUUAUGCAUGAAUGUAAGAUUUAGUCAAAUUACAAAAAUAAACACAUAACUGUUGACUGCCGGAUAUUGGAAAAUAUAUUCGCAUUUUUGACAUUAGCAAAUAAAAUUCCUAUGUGUGCCAAAGAAUAUUCACUUAAAAAAGGUGUGAUUAUACAGAAUAUCAAUGAUAUCAUGGUUUCUAGAAAAUGAGUAAACAGUAUAUAAAAGAACUACAGUCCCCUUAUUUAUCCAAUUUGAAUUAUGUACUAUUGAUUAAUUAUGUGUAAUCAGUUUCGAAUAAAACAAAAGUUUCAUAAAAAUAUAUAUACAGGACUAUGAUAUGCAGCAAUUGUAAGA